Messenger RNA from Echinostoma caproni, 210 nucleotides. The record is from the annotation of a GenBank genome assembly. Lineage: Eukaryota; Metazoa; Platyhelminthes; Trematoda; Plagiorchiida; Echinostomatidae.
AUGGAUGAAGGGGAUCCUUAUUUCACCGUACAAGACGAGGUUUUGAAGAAUUUGGAGAAUGUUUCCGCCCUAUACGACCAAUGGCUCCGUUCAGACUCCUCCACAGAUCCCCAAAAGCUAGUGACCAAUAUUAAACAAGUUGUACGGAAUAUUGAAUGGGAUCUCGAAGAUAUUCAGGUAUUUCAUGAUUUUCCAUUGUACUUCAUAUGA